UUAACAUAAGAGUGUGCAGAGUGAAUGUAGUGCCUGUGUCAUUUUUACUACAGAAAAAACCGGGGGUUGAUUAGUUUCCGAUUUACAACAUCCCAACAUAACCGAACCUAUAUGUAGUUUUAGGGCUAGCUUCAAGUUUAUAUACACAUAUAUAUCAUAUGGGUGUUGCUGUGUGAAUGUGCUGUCGCCUUCUGUGAUAAAUAUAUAAUCUAUAUAUUGCUACAAAUAUAUAUAUUGUCGAUGUCGUAUCUAAACUAAAUGUCGUCUAUUUUAACGCUGUACUGAAAUAUGGUCAACAACUUCUACUGCCUUGCCUUCGAUGUUCACUGUAUUAUAUUGUCAAUGUGCUUCGUAACGGUGUAUUCAAUGGAUAAAAUUGACAAUAAAGUGUUGCAUACGUGGCUUGAUGUGUUUUCCGCUAAAUAAGAAAUGUGGACUAGAAUAUUUAUGCUUAAUAAUUAUUGUGAAAAGACUGUCCCAACACGCUUACAAGUGCUUUCUCCCAACCGCUUUUCUACUGCAAAAAGUUCAGAACCUAGAAGUAGAAAAUAGAUUUUAUAGACUUUCUAGACACUUAUAAUGUGGAACAACUACGAAGGGUGAUUUUCCAACAGGGAAAAGCAACAUGAAUGGUCCAAACUAGAGGAGAUAAUCUACGGAAAUGAAUUUUAAUACAGUAGUAGAAGAGGUUAUAGAGAAAGACUAUACCAUUCAAAACAAUGAUAGGCAUUCAAAAAAUACAGUAAUAACAAAAAAUCUGGAGGAUCAAUCUUUUGGAAACCAGAAUAACGCCAAAAUGUAGAAGAACUUAGAGGAUUGUAGAUUAUAUUUCAAGCAAUUCAUCCUCAUGACACAAUCUCUCCAUCUAUUGCAUAUAGUGACCAAAUACAAGUAACAAUAUCCCGACAGAAUAGUAGCAGAUACAAGUAAAUAGUUAAAUAACUGGUAUUAGAAUCGCCUCUUGUGCCGCUGUAUAUGUAACAGAUUGGACCAAUAUAGAGAUUUUAUUCGAUAGAGCAGAUAUCAUCAAGUCAUAAAUAAGGGAAAGCUUACAAGAUAUUGGAGAAACCCAAAGUUACGCGGUAUAUGCGGCUCAUGUUAACCAACAUUGAAACGGCCUAUUUUGUAUUAUUUACACUAUAUUUAGGGAUAAAAUACUGUGGCUUGCUCCCCAAUAUAUAAAUAUUUCUGUGAAAAAAGCUAUAUAAAUCUAUAAAGGAACCCAUGUAAAUCAAACAUCUUGCUUUUAAGUGUUUGGUGCAGCAUAUAGUGAGCCAGACGUUAAUACAAUACUAUAUAUACAUAAAUUUGAUGGUAAACUUUGAUGUACUAUGUAUAAAAAAUAUAUAUAUACAAACAUAAUAACGACGAUCUUCACAUAUCAUACAGAACAGGAUAGCCUAUAUACUGAACUAUUUUAAAACGAAUUAUAUAUGUUGUAAAUUAUUUGAUGAAUAGUAGAGUAACUAGUAUUGGGAGAAACGGUACUCUAGUUAUAUUUUUGCAGAACGACUGGGGAUUUAGGAUGUAGUGGUAACUAUUUAGAAAUUUUGAGACUGUGUUCAAACCCUCGCGAUGACGUAGGAGUGGGGUGUGUGAUGUCAAUUAUUGUUGUGACGUCAUGGGAGGGACCGUGUAUAGAAUUUUGCGUCGAUUCAAUUAUGCAGACAAUAAUUUCAAGAAGAAAUGUGUGGUGUGUUUGUGUGUGAUAAUACUGCUUUGCGUGAAAUGUUUCCAGGCAAAAUGUUGUUGUUGUUUGAAACCACCCUGUUCCCGAAGACUGUCCCAUAACGCUUCAAUAAUCUCACCCCCCAACCUCUCAGACUCAGUUGGACCGUUUUGUUUUGGUAAUUUGGUGAAUAAUGGAGGUAAAGAACGCGUCGAUCUGCCCUUGGGCAGGGCAUGACAAGUACAGGCAUGCAAGCUGCUUUGUACAUAAGAGAGAAGAAGAAACAACAACGACUGAGGAGAGGCCGACGUCGCUUUGAGUUGCCCAGUCAUGUCGCCACCAAGGAAAUCGCUCCGUUUCCGCCCUAUCCGCCCAACAAUUGGGGCAAAGCUUCUGCAGCUUGGUCAGAGAGAGAGCGUAGAGGUUCAGCUGGCCUUGAGGGAUAUCAGGUCGCCCAUGGCAGAGUCAAGGCUUCAGACAGCCACCGGAAAUGGACCCGAAGGAACAGAAUCCACGACUCGUCGUACGGAGGCAGCAGCUCGGAAGGCGAGGACGAAGGGGCGGGAGGCGUGGGGGCGGCAGGUCGAGGGGCGGAGCAGAGUGCGGCAGCCAAUGCGCUGCUCUAUGUUGGACUCGGUACGGUCGCCAUCGGAUUGGUCAUCGCCUUUGUUGGCACCGGCGAAAAGGGCUUCAAAACACUGGAGCUUCGCCUCAUCGGUCCGACACUCAUCUUCGGCGGCCUGCUGUGCUGUCUACUGCGCAUCCUGCUCUGUGUCUGUCCGUCGCGGUGCCCCUUCUGGGGGCGGAAGGGUGGGGGCGGGAAGCGGAGGCCUCCCGACCACGACUACUACCGCCAUCUGCCCUAUCGGUCGCGGACCGCUAACGACUUUCUGCUCGCCGAACCACCGCCUCCGACUGUCACAAACGCCUCCAGGCAAGGGGGCGGCGACAAGAAACGUGUGUCAAUUGUGCAGACGCCUGGUGCCGUCGAUAGGAGGCCACCCAGGUCGUCUUCAACAUGGCGAGGAGGAGGAGGGGGAGACCCACUGCACGCAGGCGACUCAGUUGAGCUGCUGGAGCUGCGCAGCGGAGUGGGUGGCGGGGGUGGUCCAGGGGGUGGAGCGGGGGGAGCCUCGGCGAGCGGAGCGGACCUGCAUUCGGCGAGCAGCGAGGAUAGUUUCAACGAGUCGCUGGCACUGGUCGAGGCGAGCGAAACGCGCAAACCUCGCGACGAGCGGCUCGCGAGGUUGAAGUCCACGCUCACAUUCCAGGACGACGUCGACGACUACGAUGUCUGUCCGGGGACGUCUGCCGCCUCCUCAGCAGCAAUGGCAACCGUCGCCACCUCCACGUGUCCCCGCAUCGACGAGGAGCGAGAGGAGGAGAUGACGUCAUCGCACUCUGCCUCCCCGCAACCACUGCCUCUACCCCCACCUCCAGCCCCCCUUCAGCCACAACCCUCCACCUCGUUUGCGCGUCGCGAGUUGGUCCUCAGUCCCGCCAAACUGCAGAAUAUCUAGGAUUAGUUGGUCCUCUGUUUCAGUUCUGCUAAACUGCAGAUCAUCUAGGAUGAAUUGUUCCUAAAUGGCCACCAAACUGGAAAGCAUCUAGGAUGAAUAUUGGUCCCGCCAAUCUGCAAAACAUCUAGGAUGAGUUGAUCCUAAACCUCACCAAACUGAAGAAUAUUUAGGAUGUGUUGUUCAUCCUCAGUCUCAGUCCUGAUAAACUGCAGAACAUCUAGGAUUAGUUGGUCUUCAGUCCUCAGUGCAGAACAUCUAGGAUGAUUAUUGAUCCUCUGCCUCAGUUCUGCCAAACUGCAGAGCAUCUAGGCAGAGUUGAUACUCAAUCUCAGUCCUGCUGAACUGCAGAACAUCUAGGAUGAUUGUUGAUCCUUUGCCUCAGUUCUGCCAAACUGCAGAGCAUCUAGGCAGAGUUGAUGCUCAAUCUCAGUCCUGCUGAACUGCAGAACAUCUAGGCUGAAUUGGUCCUCAGACUCAGUCCUUCCAAACUGCAGAGCAUCUAGGGUGGUCCAACCAAACUAGAACAUCUACAAUGGAUUGGUCCUCCAUCUCAGUCCUGCUAAACUGCAUAACAUCUAGGCUGAAUUGGUCCUCCGACUCAGUCCUCUGCCAAACUGCAGAGCAUCUAGGGUGGAUUGGUCCCACCAAACUAGUACUUCUACAAUGGAUUGGUCCCCCGUCUCAGUCCUGCUAAACUGCACAACAUCUAGGACGAGUUGAUGCUCAGUCUCAGGCCCACUUAACUGCGAGCAUCCAGGAAGAAUUGGUCCUCAGUCACGCCAAACUGCAGAACAUCUAGGAUCAGUUGUUGGUCCUCAGCCCUCACUGAAGAACAUCUAGAAUUAAUGGACAUACAAUCAUUUUUCUAGAAGCCAAAACUCGCUAGACGAGUGAAACCGGACUCGAAUAAUUUAAUAAUACCCGACGUGCCGUGUGGAUUUUUGUAGGUGAUUCUAGUAACAAAGUAUUAUAAUCAGUGGGAUUAUAAUGAUAGAAGUUACAGUGUAGUAGUGGAUAUGAGUGGUAGCAUAAAUAGAGAAAAGAUAGCAUCUUAAAGAUUAUGCUGUCUUAGAAAGAUGGGAGAGAUGCUAUCUUUUCUCUACGGUGAUAGAUAUCCAUGUUGAAUGAAAAUACUUGGAAUUGUCAUAAUUGAGUGGAUAAGUGGAGGUGACAAGUUCAAGUCUUUUUAUUCGGUAAGUGUUUUCCAAAGUUUUUGGAAAAAUAAUUAUAAAAAGUGAGAAGCAGUCGAGUUAUGUAUGUUGUGCUACUCACAUGUUUAAGCAUGUAAAGAAUUGCUACUUGCAUGUGACCAGAGCGAAUUCCAAAGGAAAAUAAUCUAUGUAUCUUUUAUUUUCCAUCUAAUCUCACAUCUCAUGAUAAUUCAAUAUAUGUUAUGGUUUUGGAAAUGAUUUCAACAAGAAAGCCUUGGAAGAGAAAGUGACUAUUUUGUUAUAAUAUGGAGUGAUCUAUCAUUGCACUCUUUAUAAGGAGUGUCCUCAAACCUCUAACAUGAAAUAAAAUGAAAAAUUCAAUAAAUGUUAUGGUUUGGGAGAUGAUUUCAACAAGAAAGCUUUGGAACAGAUAUAUUAGAUGGUUAUAAUAUAGAGAGAUCGAUCAUUACACUCUUCAUAAGGAGUGUGCUUAAACAUCUAACUUGAAAUAAAAUGAAAUAAGUAUGAGUUAAUUGUAACUUAAUUGGGUAAAUACACACAUAUGUUGUCGAAUUCUACACAGUUUUAUUCGGUACACGACCAUGGUUUCGUGACCACACCGGUCACAUUUUCAAGUUGACUGUCAACCGAAUAAAAGUGUGUAGAAUUUAACAACAUAUGUGUGUUUUUAUUCAAUUAUGGAACGGUUCUACAAUAUUGACAAUGACUCAGUCGAAUUUAUUUUAACUGUAUUCUCUAUCAGUUAACCUUGGAACAAAAUUCAUCCUAUAACAAUUAAUCCUUGGAACUCAGAGCACAAGACUCAACUCGCAUUGAGUCAAAAUUAGUAGGAUAAGAAUGGUCAAUUCCAAUCAUAAGAAAACUUUGGAAUCUCGUUCAAUUAAAAAUAGCCUAAUUGUUCAAAGAGUAACAGGUAGAGGAGACAUAUUUAUCAUGGAACCUUUUAUCCAAGUUCAACUCGCAUAAUCGUAUGAGUAUAAUGCAGUUAUUAUUCCAAAUAUGAGCAGUAGGCUAUGUUGUUCAAAAAGUAAAAUUAUUCAUCCAGGAGAUAUUUCCUUUGGAAUUCCGCUAAUGAAUAGAGAGUUUCCACAAAUCCAUGAAAAUCACCAAAAUAGACAAUAUAAUUAUGUAGACUACUAAUUUUAUCAAACAAAACAAACGCAACAAAUAAAAGUUAUUGCUCUGUGUGGAGAAUGCAGUUCAACAAUUUAAUAAAACGAAGUAAGAGUUCAGUUAUAGAUUGUAAAUGUUAAAUUUUUAUUUUUUACAUGAAGAUAAUUUAUUGGAGUUGAUUUGAUGGAGCUGGUGAUAUUGUAAUCUCACAUCUAAAGCUAAACGUGAAUAUUGUUAUGAAUUAUAGUUAUUUUGUAGGUCUUCCAAUGAUUGAAUUAUUCUUUAAAUGUCUAGGUGUUAGAUUAAUCAUUUUCUCUCUCUUUCUAUAAAGAACACUGAAGGAAAGUCGUCAAAAUGGAAUCCAAGAUUCAAUUCAAAAACUCAGAUUUUAGUUCCAACUUUGAUCAAGCAAACAAAAACAUUUUUACAGAAUAAAAAUUUUGUACAAAAAAAGUACAAUAAAAAAUGUGAGGAAACUAAAAAUACUAUUUUUUAAGAUGUUAAUGAACAAUUUCCACCGGUUUUCUAUUUCUUUUUUAGAAACUAUAUAGUGGAAACUCUCUUUGCACUGAUAAUGUUCAUGGACGUGGUGAUAGAAUGCCAUAAAAUUUCAAGGCAGUUCAUAGUCAUCUAUGUGCUCUUCACUGAAGAUGAAAGGUUUGAGAUUCUGCCAUUAUCUCAACAUCUAUAUUUAAUUUAUUCUUGUGAUGAAUAAUUAUUGAGAAUGUAAUUCAAUUGUAAAUUAAGCGAAUUUUAUACUUUGAAUCUUGUAUUAUUACUAUAUUGAUAUUUUCAAAUUUUAUUCAUCGACCACUCUGUUAAACAGUUGAUUGAUAAUCACAUUGUAACGAUGAUAGAAUCGAAGGUGACUUGAAAAAUUAGGAAGAAAAUUGAUUAUCCAUGGUUGAGCCCAAAGUAAUUAACAAUAUAUUCUUCUUCUCUAAGAUUUGAUAUAAAUAGAUCUAUAUUGGACCUGUAGAUUUUGAUUGAACCAGUAAAUUAUUUUUCAAUUAAUGUUUUGUUGAUCAACCUUGAUUUGAAUGAGGAAUCGUCAGAUAUGAAAAAUGAAUGAAAACUUUUUCGAUGAAGUUGGAAUUCAAACUCUUUAAUCGAAUUACUUGAGAAUGUACUAGCUACUGUCGAUGUGCCUGAACAAUGAACAAUUAUUUAUACAAUAUACAAUAGAAAAAAUAAAUAAAAGUUUGGGAAAAAGUCAGUCAAAUGUGGUAAGAGACUGGACGAUUUAAACACUUGGAAACUUAUAGAGCAAACCAGUUUAUUUCAUUUUUUUGAUAAUACAUCUGAAUUUUGAUUUAUAUUGAAAUAGAUUUAAUAUCAUGCAAGCUAAAAAGAAAAAUUUCAAUACCAAUCAUUGUUACCAUUUUAUUGUUAUCAAUAUUAUUAUAUUAUAUCUCUUGUUAUCUUUCAAAUUAUUUUUGGAAAAGUACUUAGUAAUAAGUUGAAUGCUAUUAGAAAGAUCUAUUUUCAUAUAUUAAGUUUGGAAUGAAGAAUUGGAAACAAUUUUAUUAAAAUUAUUUGAGAGUAAAUAAUAUUGAGUCUAUUGCAGGUAACUAAAAAACACUAGUUUUCAUGCGCACUUGAUACCUACAAAUUUUAUGUUCCAGGUAUGUUCAAUCCUAAUUUAUUAAUUUUUUGAAUCAAUUCAAAAAUAUAUCAUUACAUAUUACUGCAAAUAGAGCUAUGAUUUGUUUUGUGAAACUUAAAAGUAUUGUUAUCCUGUAUUUUAUUUAUUUAUCUAUCAUUUACAAUCAACUUAAGGACAAAGAAACAGACUACAGUCCAAAACUUCUUUUCAUCCCAAUUUUAUAAAAUAAAUUAAUAUGGGAAUGGCUUUCCAGACUCUGAACUUAUGAUUUUAUCAUAUUUACCGAUAUGCACAUUAAGUGGGAAGCUUAUUACUGUAUUGAAAAAAGAACUUAUAUAGAGUUAGCAUACAGAAGCAUAUAUGUAUGCUCUCUCUGUAGAAUUUUAGUCUCCAAGAAAAAGGAGCUUGGGUUCGAAAAGACUAAUUCGAAAGUUCAUGUUGAACCUUAUGUCGACAAGACAGGUUUUGAUUGAAUCUACUUGAAAAUAUUAUUAAUCUAUUCAUUAAUUAUCAUUGUUAUUGAGAAUGUGUUUCUUACAAAACAACAUUUAUUUUUUAUUAGACAUCGUGAAAAAACUGUACGACAUACCUACACAAUCUGUUUCAAUUUUUUUGGAUCAUGUUUGUUGAAAAUAUAAAGAGAACUAGAUUUCAGUUAGGUAUAAAACACAAUCUGUUUCAAUUUUUUUUGGAUCAUGUUUGUUGAAAAUAUAAAGAGAACUAGAUUUCAGUUAGGUAUAAAAAUCAGAUAGCUUGUAGUGAUUACAAACUGAUGUGUUUCCAUAGAACAACUUACAGACUUCAUUAUUAUUUCAAUAUUCAAUUUGACAAUCUUAUUAUAUAAUAUUAUGAUGAGUUGAACAAUACAGUUCAUAUAUGAUGUAGAGAAAGAAGAUUAUAAUCAUCUACUUGCUGUGGAGCUGGUUUACUAGCAAUGAAUUAUUGAAAAAUAGAUUGAAAUUCUAUUCUACCUUCGAAUGAUUAGAUUAAUUAUUCUGGUUCAUUAAUUAUUGUGGAUUUUUUAUCACAAUAUUGAGAAGUUGGGAAAUUUUUUUAAUAUUUUUGGUGCAUUCAAAUUUCAAAAAAUAGGUUUAUAAUAUAUAUCAUAUUUUCCAUCGAUUUGGAAUAUUAAUUUAAUCUUGGUUGGAUCCAAAGCAAAUCAAACCAAAUCCAAACUUUGACAUUUUUACUCAGUUUUGAAUUUUCAAGAGAACAAGCCAGUUCAAUCAAAUAUCCCAUUCUAUAUCAUCGACAUUUUUCUGAAAAAUGUUCAGACAAACAAAAGCGAUGAAAAUAUUUAGAUGAGAAAAACCUUGGUACUGUAUUUAAUUGCUGAUGUGCAAUUUAUCAAGAUGUUUUGAACAUAAGAUUCUCGAGCUGAUUAAACAUUGAUAAUGAGAAAAAUGAUAAAUCUUUUUAUGAGUAACGCUGAGUGGAGUCAGCAAAUUAAACUUGGAUAAAAUAUUGCAAUGUAAAAUCACGAUGGAUAAAUGUUAAUAAUAUUAUUGAUCUAAUCAUCAAAAGAUAAGAGGAAAAUAUGUGUGUAAUUAGUGAAUUGUCCAGUGGAUGUUUAGAUGAAAUUGAUGUUUAGAAGAAAAAAUUGGGAUCUAGAGGGUAUCUCGUUUCCAAUGCUUUUAAUAUAAAAGCUUCAAAAUGCAGCAAUAUCAUGAUUUUUGUUUUGGAAAACAAUGUUGAGAAAAUUUAAUAAAUGAGUGUAACAGUUGAAGGAUAAGUAUUGCUCUAGUGUGGAUGAUAAUUAACCGUUUUCUAGUCAAUUAUUCAUUGUCUGUUGAUUUCAAUUUGUUCAAUUUACUUGAUCAAUGCUAAGCUUUCAAUUCAGAUUGUUCAUUUGUUUGAUAGUUGUGCUAUCAUUAUGUUUAUGAAUUUUUACAAAUAUAAUAAGCUCUACAAUAGUUUAAUGACCAGUGACGCUCUACAAAUUGUUACGCAUAGAAAUUCAUUGCUUACUUUCGGUAAAUAAUUUUUUAAAUUGUACACCCCAAUUAGUAACGGGGAGCCAAAUUCCAAAACUGUAAUUAUAUUAUGUCACUGAAACAUUGAACAUAUUUAAAAAAUGUAUAUACACGAAUUCAAAAUAUGAGCAGGCUCUCGAAAAUGUUAUUAUUUUUUUAAGUAGAAUCAUAUUUCGAUUGUAUUAUGAAUAAUGUAAAUAAUAAUUGGCCUAUAAUAUAUUUUUCGGUGAUAUUGGAAUAAUUCUCCUUCACUUUAGUAUAAUAUGGUUAUUUUUCAUGGGAGCAAUACUUUUAGGAGUUAUUGUGAUGGACUUAAGUUGAAUUGAAAUUAUUCAUUUGUUAAAGAUAAAUUCACUACCAAUUUAAAAUUAUUAUUAGAUUUCUAGUUUAUAUUAUUUUAAACCCCGUUCACCAAAAAAGCAAGUAAAUAUGAAUAUUAAAUGCGUUUAACCAAUUCCUCCUUUAAUAGAAAUAAUAUUUGAUGAAAUGAGCUUCCAUACUGCAUGUUUUCAGUAGUUGAUUUCUCUCAUGAAAAUAACUGCCAUAAAAUUAAAUUAAUUUCCAUCACGUGAUGAGUUACAUCAGAAUAUGUUGUAUUCGAAUAUGUAUUGCAUAACCAUUCAUUUUCGUUUCCAUAAUGUUGUUUCAAAUAUACAAUAUCCUAUUAAUGCAACUCUUCCACAAAUAUUAUAUUUCAGUGAUGAGUAGAGGUAAAUUUUAAAAUCGACUCAAAUCCACCUUUUCUGAGAGAAUAUGAAAUUUCAAAUCAUUUCAUCCUUCUUUUGAAUAUUUUCUUAUAUUCUAUCUUUGCUGUUAUUGAACUAUUUAAAUACAGGACUGCUAAAUUUUGAAAUGACCAUCAUUUUAAAUUCAUUAUCAAGGAACAAGAAGUGAGAUUCUAACGGAAUGCUUGAAGCAAUGAGGAUUGUGAUUUGUCGUUGAUAUUUUAAAAGUAAAAGAGCUAGCUUUAUAGUUUAACUGGAAUUACGUAUCAAUUUGAAUGAAUUCAAAAUACAGAAAGCACUGUACUAAAAACACCAAAAUAUCAGUUGCUAAAAGAGUUUAUAACACACCGUACCGUACUGUAAUUCUUGAUUAUUUGUAACAAUAUUCCCAAAAUAAAUAUGGAUUUGAGUCAGAUUUAAAUGCAAGCAGAGUUUAAACAGAAAAUGAAUUUUCAUUCUCCAACAAAAACUCAUAAUCGUAAAAAUGUGUGACAGGAUAAACAAAUAUUAUCACUUCCAAAUCGUUCAACAAUAUUUCAGACCGGCCAAGCAAGCAGAGUUUAAACAGAAAAUGAAUUUUCAUUCUCAAACAAAAACUCAUAAUCGUAAAAAUGUGUGACAGGAUAAACAUAUAUUAUCACUUCCAAUAUUUCAGACCGGCUAAGCUGUUCAAUUUUAGCUUCGCUGAUAUGAAUUUUAACUCAUUAAACACAUUCAACUAAAAAUUGUUGAAUUUAAUUUCAGAAUGUUCAAGUCAAAUAAUAUAAAAUACUUUACUGGUUUGUGGAGUUUACAUGUAUUUGAAUUUUGAAGUAUUGUAGUUUCAUCAAAGCCUCACAGUAAAAAUGCUAUCGGAGGUCUUCUGAGAAUCAUGAGUUGAUUUCUACGCAAGUGAGUGGAGAUAUCACGGAAAUGCGUUUAAUAACUUCCUAUUAGUCAGUCAACUUUUAUGAUAAGAGUAUAGUGAAUGUGCACUCUUGUCUAGCUCUGAGAACUGUAACUUUCAAAUAAAUUUGAAACAUGAUUUUUUCAAUGAUUGACGCAGAACAGCGCCGUUGGUUUGAGAUAAUAAUAAUAUAUACUUUCCACUGUGAUAACAGAUUGAAAAAUUGAUUAGACUACCGUAUAUUUCAAUGAUUGAGUCAACUUACACACAUAAACAAUUGCAACUGUAGAAUGUAAAAAUUGCAGGAAAAUGGAUUUCUAAUGGAAAACACAGAUGAUUGAUAAAUAAUUUUGAUUGCAGGAAAAAUAAAUAUUAUAUUAUAAUGACGAAUAAAGUUCAUUUUUGUGAUCUA
Molecule: messenger RNA, 11076 nt
Organism: Nilaparvata lugens (brown planthopper)
Lineage: Eukaryota; Metazoa; Arthropoda; Insecta; Hemiptera; Delphacidae
Exons: 7
Coding region: 1903-3189 (428 amino acids)
Source: RefSeq, a predicted model, not a curated record